Molecule: messenger RNA, 306 nt
Organism: Opisthocomus hoazin
Lineage: Eukaryota; Metazoa; Chordata; Aves; Opisthocomiformes; Opisthocomidae
Source: RefSeq, a predicted model, not a curated record
GCCGGCCUUCCCUUACCCACGCGAUGCUCGGAGUGCUUCCCGCUCGCUCACGCCGCUCCCUCCUCGGAACCCGCCGAGCGUUGGGCAGCUCCCCCUCGCUCCUCCUCUAACCCUCCUCCGUUUCUCGCAGUGAAGUUAAACGGCGGCCGGCACGUCCAGGGGAUCCUGCGGGGCUUCGAUCCCUUCAUGAACCUCGUCAUCGACGAGUGCGUGGAGAUGGCGACGGGAGGGCAGCAGAACAACAUCGGCAUGGUGGUCAUCCGAGGAAACAGCAUCAUCAUGCUGGAAGCCUUGGAACGAGUAUAG